AUGAAGCGAAAUGCCAACAGUUUGAAGCACCAAAUGGGGAACGAAUUAUACUCCUCAGAAGUGGUGUUCUUCGAUGUUGAUGCCCCCACCACCAAAGGUAAUAAGCAGUUCGUUCCAGGUAUUGCCGAUUUAGUUCCGUUGACAAAGCAACAAGAACAUUUAGAUCACUUUUACCGCGAUAUUUUUCUCAAACGAGGACUUAACGUAUAA
Messenger RNA from Opisthorchis viverrini, 210 nucleotides. RefSeq lists its product as hypothetical. NCBI's taxonomy places the organism in Eukaryota, Metazoa, Platyhelminthes, Trematoda, Opisthorchiida, Opisthorchiidae. The transcript has 2 exons. The coding region runs from base 1 to 210 and encodes 69 amino acids. The record is from RefSeq and is a predicted model, not a curated record.